This is a messenger RNA of Hemisphaericaspora subhashii, 1122 nucleotides long. RefSeq names its product type 2C protein phosphatase (gene PTC1). The coding region runs from base 1 to 1122 and encodes 373 amino acids. NCBI's taxonomy places the organism in Eukaryota, Fungi, Ascomycota, Pichiomycetes, Serinales, Debaryomycetaceae. The transcript has a single exon. Gene Ontology annotation, biological process: protein dephosphorylation. The record is from RefSeq and is a predicted model, not a curated record. Gene Ontology annotation, molecular function: protein serine/threonine phosphatase activity; cation binding.
AUGAUAAACGAAUCAGACACAGAAUUAGCCAACAAGACAUUGCUGCUACCACCAGCACCACCAAGUUCAUCAUCCACAUCUUCAUUGAAUAAAAUAUCAGGAAGUUCAUUCAAUUCCCCAGCCAACCAAAAUGAUUCUUCUUCAACAACGCAAGAUAAUAAUGAUCCUUUUAAUGGGCUAUCAUUUAGAGUUGGAGUAGCCGAGAAUAAAAAUACCAUCUAUAGGAAUAAGAUGGAGGACGUUCAUACAUAUAUAGCAAACUUUGCCGAACGGGUAGAUUGGGGAUAUUUUGCCAUUUUUGAUGGACAUGCUGGGAAAGAUACUGCAAGAUGGUGUGGAAAUAAUUUGCAUAGUAUACUAGAACAAGAUAUUGAUGAUGAACAUGAAGAUAUGAAUCCUGCACCACCGGUGGGGAAAUAUGAUAUAAGAACGAAUCUUUGUCGAACGUUUGUUAAGGCUGAUGAAUUGAUUGCGAAAGAAGGGGCCGGUUCUUCUGGAUGUACGGCCGCAGUGGCGGUAUUAAGAUGGGAGACAGACGACGACGAAGAAGAAGAAAAAGAAGGCACCAAACAAGCAAAAGAGGGAGAAGAGAAUGAGAACAAGCCAGUUGAGAAUGAUGAGAAAAAGAAACAGUUUGAUUUUGUAAAGAAAGUAAAUCAUAAACGAAUGUUAUAUACUUCAAAUGUAGGAGACCUGAGAAUUGUGCUAAGUCGAAGAGGAAAACCUUAUCGGUUAUCAUAUGAUCAUAAAGCAACAGACCUUAAUGAAAUGAACAGAAUAAGAGAUAGUGGAGGUUUGAUUAUGAAAAAUCGUGUUAAUGGUGUGUUGGCGGUCACGAGAUCUUUAGGUGAUUCUUAUAUGAAAGACUUGGUUAUAGGAAAACCAUUCACAACAGCAACUGAAGUAACGCCAGAUGAUGAAUAUAUAAUAUUAGCAUGUGAUGGGGUAUGGGAUGUCAUUUCAGAUUCAAAAGCAUGUUCAUUGGUUACUGAAUUGUUCUCUAAAGGAUAUGAUGCUCAUGGUGCUGCCAAAAAACUUUGUCAAUUGGCUAUGGAUAAUUCCACAACUGAUAAUGUAACUGUCAUGAUUGUUAAGUUUGAUAAAGAUGUGUUUAACUUAUAG